AUGGCGCUGCUGGCACGGAGGGCGAGGAGGGCGGCGACCAAGGCGGCGGCGGCGCCGCCCGUGGCGGUGGAGCUGUCCAUCCCGGCGCACUUCCGGUGCCCGAUCUCGCUCGACCUCAUGCGCGACCCGGUCACGGCGCCCACGGGGAUCACCUACGACCGGGAGAGCAUCGAGGCGUGGCUCGACACCGGCCGCGCCGCCGUCUGCCCCGUCACCCACGCCCCGCUCCGCCGCGACGACCUCGUCCCCAACCACGCCAUCCGCCGCGUCAUCCAGGACUGGUGCGUCGCCAACCGCUCCCGCGGCGUCGAGCGCAUCCCCACGCCCAAGAUCCCCGUCACCCCCGUCCAGGCCUCCGAGCUCCUCUUCGAGGUCGCCGAGUCCGCGCGCGCCCGCGACCGCGGCGCGCCCGCCCGCUGCGCCGCCGCGGUCGCCAGGGUCAGGGCCCUCGCCCGGGAGAGCGAGAGGAACCGGCGCUGCUUCGCGUCCAUCGGCACUGGCCGCGUGCUCGCCGCGGCGCUCGAGUCGCUAGCGGCGGGCGGCGGCGAGCCGGCCGGGGGUGUUCUUGAGGACGUUCUCGCGGCAUUGGUCCGCAUGGCGCCGUUGGACGAGGAGGCCGCCAGGAUCUUGGGAUCGCCGCACUCGCUGGGCUCGUUGGUCGCGAUCGCCGAGAAUGGAAGCUUGGCGGGAAGGCUCAACGCCGUGAUGGCGAUCAAGGAGGUCGUGUCCUCGUUCGACGGAGCAUGCACAGGUUUAAACGGGAAGGCUGAAGAGAUCGUGGACGCGCUGGUCAAGAUCAUCAAGGCUCCCAUCUGCCCACAGGCCACCAAGGCCGCCAUGGUCGCCGCCUACCAUCUGGCGCGCUCCGACGAGCGCGUCGCGGCGCGCGUAGCCAGGACCGGUCUCGUGCCGGUGCUCGUCGAGUCCCUCGUCGACGCCGACAAGAGCGUGGCCGAGAAGGCGCUGGCGUUGCUCGACGCCGUUCUCGCGUCGGAGGAGGGCCGCGAGAGCGCGCGCAUGCACGCGCUCACCGUGCCCAUCCUCGUCAAGAAGAUGUUCCGCGUGUCCGACCUGGCCACCGAGCUCGCCGUCUCGGCGAUGUGGAGGCUCGGCAAGAACGCCGGCGGCGACGAGGGCGCGGCGACGAAAUGCCUGGUGGAGGCGCUGCGGGUCGGAGCCUUCCAGAAGCUGCUGCUGCUCUUGCAGGUUGGCUGCAGGGACGCAACCAAGGAGAAGACCACCGAGCUGCUCAGGAUGCUCAACAAGCACAAGGGCGCAGGGGAAUGCGUCGACGCCAUGGACUUCAGAGGGCUCAAUAAGCUGUCCUGA
This is a messenger RNA of Triticum turgidum subsp. durum (durum wheat), 1329 nucleotides long. The record is from the annotation of a GenBank genome assembly. NCBI's taxonomy places the organism in Eukaryota, Viridiplantae, Streptophyta, Magnoliopsida, Poales, Poaceae.